GCCAAGAUGGCGGCGGAGCUGGUGGAGGCGAAGAACAUGGUAAUGAGUUUUCGAGUGUCAGAUUUGCAAAUGCUCCUGGGAUUUGUUGGGCGCAGUAAAAGUGGCUUGAAACAUGAACUGGUCACACGGGCUCUACAGCUGGUACAGUUUGAUUGCAGCCCAGAGGUUUUCAAGAAAAUUAAAGAGCUUUAUGAAACUCGCUACGCAAAGAAAGGCACAGAGGCAAUCUCCCAAGCUCCACCCCAGCCUAUCACAUCACAUCGUGCACCUGAGUCUUUGUCUAUUCACCCAUCCUAUGACCACGGAGUCUCUGGACCCAGGACUUCUCUUUCUACACCUAAUAUAGACUACCCAUCUUUGUAUGGGAAACAUGUUAAUGGGCUCUCAAGGUUGCCUCCAAAAGUUAUUACCAAGCCUGAGGUGCGAUUGGUCAAGUUGCCUUUCUAUGAUGUGGUGGAUGAACUCUUAAAGCCAACUGAGCUGGUUGCUCAGAACAAUGAAAAGUUGCAAGACAGUCCAUGUGUUUUCGUCCUGUCCCCAAGGCAAGUGGACUUGAUCAAGAACUCCAGGGAUUUGCACCCUGGAACCAAAUCUGUUCAAGUUGUUCUAAGGAUUUGUUACACAGACACGAGCUGUCCACAGGAAGAUCAAUAUCCUCCCAAUGUUGCUGUGAAGGUUAAUCAUAAUUACUGCUCUGUUCCGGGAUACUACCCUUCAAAUAAACCUGGUGUGGAACCUAAAAGACCAUGUCGUCCCAUUAACCUAACAAACCUCAUGUAUCUCUCAUCUGCUAGCAACCGAGUCACAGUCACUUGGGGUAAUUAUGGCAAGAGUUAUUCUGUGGGUUUAUACUUAGUGAGACAAAGAACUUCUUCCGAGCUAUUACAGAGAUUGAAAACCAUUGGUGUGAAACACCCAGAGCUCUGCAAAACCCUUGUGAGAGAGAAGUUACGCCUUGAUCCUGAUAGUGAAAUUGCAACAACAGGGGUCAGAGUGUCUCUUAUCUGUCCGCUGGUAAAGAUGCGUUUAACUGUGCCGUGCCGAGCUGAGACUUGUGCUCAUCUUCAGUGUUUUGAUGCAGUUUUUUACUUGCAAAUGAAUGAAAAGAAACCAACCUGGACAUGCCCUGUGUGUGACAAACCUGCCCUUUAUGAUCAGCUUAUCAUUGAUGGGCUUUUGUCCAAAAUUCUCAGUGAGUGCAAAGAUGCAGAUGAGAUUGAGUUCCUUGCAGAUGGAUCCUGGUGUCCAAUUAAAGCAGAGAAGGAAAGAAGUAGUAGUCCUGUAUGUCCAAUCCUUGUGCUGGGCUCUCAAGACAUGAUGGCAAAACUUCCUCCUCCAAGCAGCACAGUGUCAAGUGAGAAUGGAAAGCCUGGCCCUGAUGUGGUGGAUCUGACUUUGGACAGCAGUUCGUCUUCAUCCUCCUCCUCUGACGAAGACGAAGAAGAGGAGGAGGAGGAACGGCCACCACAGAAAAGACGCUGCUUUGAGAAAGGACUCUUAUCAGCUUGUUGACUUUUAGCUGUCUUCAGUCAGACUUACAUCUAUGAACAGCAGAGACAUGAGUCAGAUGCGGCAGAGUCCUUUCUUACCAAAAGCUUUAUGCAUCACUACUUUCACCAUGCCUCCCCAUAUGUCGAACCCCAGAAGAGUAGUAGUGACACUCUGUGCAGCUGCAAAGGGAUUAACUUAGCCUUCUUGUUUUCUUAACUUUCUUAGGUUUGGUUUUGGUAGGUGGACAAGGAGGCAAACAGAAGAAAUAUUUGGCCAUUUACUGGCAACUUUCCUCCUUUUUGCUGCUACUGAUGAGUAGAUCAUAAUUACUUUUACUUUUGUUAGCUCCUUGGUGCAAUCUGGUUCUGGGGUUUUAACUGUCCGAAAUGCCUGACCAAUGGAGAGAGCAUUGGAUGAGGUGAUUGUUUUUGGGAAAGUGGGGUCGUAGAAAUGUAUUGAGUUGUAAAUAUUUACACAUAAAUAGGAGGAGUGAUGACAUCUUCAUUAAGACUAGGAAGUUCAGAAGCAGUUAAUAUAGUCUCUCUUUUGCAGGAGAGCAGUAAUGGUUCCUCUUUUAUCCCGUAUUCUUUUUAGUGAUAUGCAAAAAGCGGGGUGUGUUUAUAAUCUUUAGGGGCUAUGUGGGGGCGGGGAGGGUUUAUGCCACGCUUUCAAUCCAACUACCUCUAUGCUAUUCAGGUUUUGUUUCUCUGCUAGAUAAGUGGAAUGGGGUUAAUGCUGCUCUGGACACUAUCUUCCUCCUCUCCAUCCUCUGCUUUUGUAUUACUCAUCAGCUUCUUUCCCUUAAUACAAGAUUCUAAAAGCUGCUUCCCCUCACAAUAAUCGUAUUUCUUCUUUUCCACCGUGAAUUAAUUAUUCAUUAAAAUUGCUAACUUCACAUGCAAGAGA
Xenopus tropicalis (tropical clawed frog) is the source of this 2397-nucleotide messenger RNA. It is a transcript of the gene pias4, whose product is annotated as protein inhibitor of activated STAT 4. Gene Ontology annotation, cellular component: nucleus. The record is from RefSeq and is marked provisional. The coding region runs from base 7 to 1512 and encodes 501 amino acids. Gene Ontology annotation, biological process: regulation of gene expression; protein sumoylation. The transcript is spliced from 11 exons. Gene Ontology annotation, molecular function: zinc ion binding; ubiquitin protein ligase activity. NCBI's taxonomy places the organism in Eukaryota, Metazoa, Chordata, Amphibia, Anura, Pipidae.